AUGGAGGGAAAGUUUCUCGUUUCGUUGCUGAUUUUGGGCCUGGCUUCUUCUUCUCUAGGUAUGUUUCUUCUGUAAAACAUUUUUCUAAGAUCUGAGUUUAUGCAGCAAGUACGUACCAAAGUGACGAUGUUUUUCGGUUAGGUGCAAAUUUUGUUAUGCAACAUAUUUGUUUUGACAAUACACUGUCAAUUCUUCACGUAGGAGAAAAUUUAAAGGUAAACCUAACUUUCCUAUCCUUUCCCGGAUACUGAUUUGCUAGUCUUUUAAUAGGUGAAAAACAUUACGCUCAACGAAAUUGCUGGAUAAGAACCUUUCGCACCAGCCAUGUCGUCUUUUGCAGUGCGAUGAUCCAUGUCAUCAUGAUCGAAAAACUUUAACUCAUUUCAAUUUCUUCAAGGAAUCGGUUCACUUUUUUAAAAAAUCGUAUAAAGCGAGCGCAAAAGUUUUGAAUUUGCGUUGUGUUUCUGAGGAAAAUUUUGAGGAACGUUUCAUCUGCUGUUCCUAGAUUUCAGCUGCUUCAAGUUUGUUUAUUUCAUGACGUUUCAUAAAAACCUUGUCCUGUAAUUUUAGUUUGGGGAAAGAAAACCGAUUAAAGUGUGAGCCAUUUCCACUGCAUUACCUCACGGACAUUAAAAGCACAAGAUAUCUUCACUAACGUAUUUUUCCCUAGCUCUGUUAAUUGAUUCCGUCGAAACGAAAGAAGAUGCUGCGUCAUAUAGUGUCAUCCGCAACGAAGACUUUGUUUGUACACUUCAUUGUUUAAUACUUUGAAAUAUUGUUCGUGUCCGAGUUUAGUUGUUACUUUGUUAGAAGUGAUUUAUUCUCUUUACAUUUUUCAAGGCUAUCUUCCAAAUUUAUCGAUAACAUAACUUCAGCUUAGUGGUGCGUGAUGCAUGUACGGACUGUAAGUUGUCAUAAGAAUUAAAUAGCUAUAUGCAUGUGACGUCGUCUUUACUUUGUUUCUCGCUGAAAUGUGGGAAGUGGGAUACGGUAUGCGAGAUGUGGUUGCAUGCGGAGCUUAUCCGUUAAGGUGGUAGCGGAGGCCGAUUUGGGCAUUUUUUUGUCAAUUUUAGUCGCAUCAAAAUAUUAGAAACAUUUAAUAAAAAUGAGUGAAAUUUUUGGAUGCAAGUCAUAACUGUAAGUACAUCUUCUUUAGGAUAUCUAUUUUAGGAAUUCGUGGAAUUUAUAAACAUUUUGGGUGUUGUCGAAGAAAAGCUUUUCUGUCUAUUACUUAUGGUAUGACGAAUUAACAAAGAAGAAAAAUUUGCAGUCUCAGUGGCAUGAAGCGCUGAAAUGCACAAACUGACAGACAACACAAUCAUGAACAUGUUUAAUUACUUAGCUUUGUUUUGAAAGUGCGAGUUUUCAGAACUGAGAAGUGGCCUAUUAGUUUGCCGCGUGACGUAGUGUUUUUACUUCAUUGCAUAUCAGCAAAAGGUGGACACCGUGGCCGUGACCAUGAUCGCGAUAGGUAUCACAAGAAGCAUGAUGACGACAAGAAAUGUCCUCCACUUUACACUUCUCCUGACCUUUCUAUGACAUGUUCCUCCAGCGGGGAAGGCUGUAGCAAAAUUACUUGCUCUUCACAGCUGGAUGGUCAGACAGUCACACUGAGUCUCGAGUUUAACUCUGCUGAGGGUGAAGUGAGCGCAACAAUCACUCUCAAGGUUCCAAACCUUGACUAUGAAUGGUCGCAUACUUUCAAGAGUGGAGACAAGAUCCAGGUGCCAGGUUUCCCUCUGAAGAUCAAGGGAGUGGCUAACCCAGAUAUGUACCUGAUGUUGACAGUCUACAAAGGAAGAAUGGGAGUUGCGUUCAAGGUAAUUUAUCAAUGUGAAUUAAGUGAAAUGCAGUCCUUGCAUGAAGUCAACUUGUAUAUAUAUAUAUCCUCUUAGAUAGUUUUCUGUGUGUCAGUGGCUUUGCAUGCACCUGAAAUCAAUGUAAACAGAUAAAAAUAAUUUUGUCUUUCCAAAAUGAGGUCCUGUGAGACUAAAUUUAUUCUAACAAGGGACAGGGCCUUGAAACAGCAACAUAUCAUUAAUAAUUAAUGGUGACAUAAAAACACAAAGAUGGAUUGAAACUGUGACAUUGACACAUACGAUCAACGCAACAAUAUUAUUGUAAAAUACCAACAUGGAUGGCUUGCUUCUGGAUAUCUGAAGUGACAGGUUUUGAAAUUCUGAUAAAGGACAUGCACAGACCCCUUAAUUAAAAAAAAAAGAAUGGGAACAAAUAAAGAAACCCAUGUGUCAGGUGCACAUUUUCUUUUUCUCAUGUGAAAACCUCCUUGUAGGUUUGCUUCUAUGCAUGCAAUACCUGGACCAGGAAAUUAAGCCUGUAUUUCUGCAUCUGGAAAAAUGAAAGAGCUGUUUUCUGAAUUGCAAAUUAACUGUAUAAUGUUUUGAAUACCUAUAGGUUCAUUUUUCUAAGCUAGCAGCAAAUAUGGUUUACAGUUAGGGGAGUUCUAAGGAAAUACCAAAAGUAGACACAAUUGUUUUUUUUAUUUUUUCAUUGACAGGUGGAUCUCUAUAUCAAGAUUGACAUUCCCAAACCAAUGGAUAUUGUCUUAUUGAAGGGCAAGCUGCCUCAUAUGGAUCGUGAACACGAUGAUGAGGCUCACGAGCAUCGUCGUUGGGGCAAAUGCGGCAGUGAGUAUUAAUCUUCUCAUCUGUUAGUUCCUAAGGGAUGCAUUAAAUAAUCUCCCGUUUGUGGAGAUAUAUGCAUCCCCUUCUCUGAAAGAGGGCUAUAAUUUAGUUUCUAUAGAGCAUGGUUGAUUCCUCAAUUCCUAGGAACCCAGUCAGGUCGUAAUCAAGAGUUAAAAUCCUUGAAAGAAACCUUGUGGUUAAUUUAAGGAGGCCAAUAUCCAGUUAUCAAGAAACCAAACAAGCUUGGUCAAUAAUGGAUUUAAUUUAUUGUAUGGCUAAAAGAAAACUUUUUCUGGUGGGACCAAUGUGGGAAGUCUUAAGCCAGUGUGGGAAGUCAAUCAGAACAAGAGGUUUGCUUCAUCCUGCCCGAUAAUGGACUCAUGACCAUAUAAUGAAUGAAAUGCCUUACUGAAUUUAUAAGACAGUAACUUAUUGGGCCACUCCAAAAAUACACAGGAAAAAAACAUGUACUAAAACGUCAAGUCAUUAACUCGUCCUUGUGAAAAAUUUCUGUUUUUUUGUCCAGGGUUUGCAUCCUGGUUCAAGCGCCAGUCCACCGCUGUCAAGACCAGCAUCAUUGUGAGUGCUAUCUUGGUUUCCCUGAUGGUGGUCUUUGCCAUUGCCUACUGCUGCAAGAAACGUCGCACCAGUGCAAGCAAGUUGGGCGUCAAGCCUCCAACCUAUGAAGAGGCUACAUAUCCCGUUAAAAGCAAGGUUGCAAUGGAACCACUGGUCAAUGAGGAGUAGCUUGUAGGCGCAGCUCCUUGUCACAUAUCCCAGUCUACAUAAUUAAGAAUACAUACAUGUGAAUAAGAGAAUUUGUCAAAGCAGUUUUAAGUUGCAGUAAGCUUAUUUUUAACCCCCUGGGUCGGGUUGUUCAAAGCUGGGUUAAGAUAACCCAGGGUUAGUGCAAAAUUCGAAUUCAGAUAUGAAAGCUUAAAAAGUGAAUUCAGUUUAAUUAUUUUUGUUAACAAAGUGAUGAUUGCAUGUUCUUAAAAAUAACAAAGAAAAUGUUUUUGAGCAAAAGAGAAAGAAACCUGGGUUAAAUUUGACCCUGGGUUAACUGCAAAUUGGCUGUCGAACAACUGGGCCCUGAUUAUCACAUUCGUUGGAGCUGAUGAAGGGCUAAUUAGUGCUUGAAAUGCCAGCUUUUGAAUCUCUUGGAUCUACUUAAUCAACUCAGUGGAUAAAAUUAAAUGUGUGCAUUUCACUCCACCUGCCAACAUACACUGUAGCCAACAUGUACCCCUUCAAAGUCACACAAUGCUUCCUGCCUCCAAGCAUAGGAGCGGGAAGCUUUGACUGGCCACAGCUACCAAUACCAUGCUGGAAGGGUAUGGCUACAUAAAGGCUCCAUCAACACAGUAGAACUAUUUAGUAAGAAACUUUUUUUCCCUUAUUCAUGUGGAUAGGGUCCGGAUCAGCUAACAUGAAUGCUCGUGCUAUUUUAAUCCAGGUUGUUAACCAAUAAACUAAUGGCAGCGUGCAAUGAGAGAGACUAGGUUUGGUGUUACUGAAGUUGAUCAUCCUUGUGUUGAAAGGGGUGUGUGGGUGGGGCAAAGGCUCGUGCCAUUGUUUUGCUACAGCACUUUCACCAAUAUUUCGUGAAGGGUUUAGUUUUUAGUCACAGUGUGUGGUUCCUUUGUUAUGGCAUUCUAACUCAUGCUGCAUAUGUGACAAUCACAUAAUUUUAAAACUUAAAACUGCUUGAGGCUUUAGUGUAGCUAAAAUAGUUUGUUAACUUAAUGCAAUGCAUACUGGGAAGCUCGUGUGACUUUUUUUUCACUUUUGUAAGAGUAGUGCAUUUUUGCUGUGGUGUUUACUUUUGUAUAAUUACUAUGUGUCCUGUAUUUUCUAUUCAUUAUAAUUAAAGAAGCACAAAAAGGUGGAAUUAUGUGUGUCCACUGUCUCUCCUUUCAUGUUAUUCCAAACUUGGCAGUUUGUAGGAUGGUUGUCACAUGACGUUAAUAGUUUAAAGGUCAGCAAAUACAUCACAAACACAUCCAAAUCUAAAUAUAGUCCUUAUUUGAUUGGUUGUAAGAAUGCAUACAUUGAAAUGAGACUCUUUGCCAUUGAAAUUGAUAAAUCAAAGAAUUGAGUUAAGUUUUGACCUUUUUACUUAAGAGUAUAGAAAGAGUGUUAAGAUCAGGAGCCCCAAAACGUUGGUUUUGUUAUUGAAAUUUGUUACAAGGGAAAUAAAAGAAUCUUUUGUUUCAAGAACCAAUGUGCUUCUGGUUGGCACAU
Porites lobata is the source of this 4889-nucleotide messenger RNA. The record is from the annotation of a GenBank genome assembly. Lineage: Eukaryota; Metazoa; Cnidaria; Anthozoa; Scleractinia; Poritidae.